CCCUCUCUCUUCUCUCUCUAUGGACCAUGUCCAGUUCCGCCAACGCACACCCGGAGAGCCAGUGAGCAGCUUCGUGAGCAACUACAGCAGCCAAUCACUGCGGCCAGAUUUGACCUCUGACCUUUUCAGAUUGCGGGAGGAGAAGGAGGAGGGCAGUGGGCAUGGCAGAAGGAGGGGCUUAGCAGUGUUCGGAGAGGAAGGGGUGAUGUCGUUCCACAAUGCCAGGAAAGAGAAGAUCCAUGAAAGAGAAGAGUCCUUCCACAGUUCCAGCCCCACUCUAACAGGUGUUCCAGGUAAGAGGAGGUAUAAGCGUCAUGAGGUGGAACAGAUCCACGGUGAGGUCAGGAGGAUGUGUUCUCUCAACAAUCAGAGGAGCUUUGAGCACGUGCAGAAGAUCCUGCGUGUGAAGCGUCUCCAGCGCCAGGCCAAGACCGGCAACAACGUUGUCAAAAGGCGACCUGGUCGCCCCCGGAAACACCCCAUUGAUGAAUUUGAACCCAACAAUUACGGGAGCGACAUAGGGAGGGGCUUCGGGAUGCCGGUGCUAGAAAGGUGUGUGGACCUACCGGGCAAGCGGAGCUUAAGACCAAGUCCCGCCCCCCAGCCUCUGGAGUUUUCCAAUCACGACUCAAUCUCAGUGGCUAUUGAGACGGUAGUUCACAGAGCACGUUCUCUGGCGCCCCCACCGACCAGAGGAGGGAAACGCAGGGGUAGACCCAGGAAGGAAGAGGGAGGGGAUAUGGCGUUUCAUUAGCUAAUCAGACAGCAGGACAGUUGCAGAUACAGAUGAGCUCUGACCUAUCAGAGAGCUGGUAAGAGGAGCUAACACUGGCCUUAGCAGCCAAAACAGACGUCAAUUCUGGGACCUCUGUGCACUUUGACCUAUUGGCCUGUCUGUUUCUCUUCUAUGAUUGGAUGUAAGGAGUGUGACUGCAGUAGGUCUCUGGAGUAACAUUAGAAGAGCAACAGUGUUGCACUCUGAACGAGUGUUCCUUCUGAAGACGGACAAUGACACUUACCAUACAUGUAUGUGAAACAAUGAUGCGUAUGGUACUUUAAUAUGAUACUGUAUGGUACUUUAUGGUACAAUAUCUGAUACUAUAUGGCACUAUUUGAUAAGGUACUGUAUGAUACUAUGGUACUAUACGGUAUGAAAUACAAUGGUACUUUAUGAUAGUCUUUAUCUGAAUGUGGCAUUAGCUACACUUUUACCAGCAGACGGGGGGUGGUGAUUGGUUAAUAUGAUAUUGUGCAGCUCUGCUUAGUUUUGCCCCCCCUGCCGCAGAGAUACUAUAAAGGCAAUAUGCUGUACUGAGCCUCCCUGGCCUUUACAGCUAUGAUCUAACUGUACAUAGGAACAUACUCCACUUUUACCCGCCUUUUACCCCGCAGAAUACAGUCCAUUUACAUGUACUGGCACAUAUCAAACUGAAAUGUUGUACCAUAGGCCAUAAACGUUGGGAUUGUGGUUUUAUAACCAAAAAGAGACCUGGAUGUGACCCAAGACAUGUUUGUUUUCAGACUGAAGGAACCACAUCUAUUCAUUCAUUUAUUCUGUGUAUAUAAGAAGGUCAUCACAUACAUGGGAAUAUCAGGGGUGUUUGGUGAAACCUUAAAGGUCAACUUUGGGCAAAAACGCAAAGAUAACAGCUUUUAACUGUAUAACUGAUCAAUGCUCCAUCAUACCAGGUAAUUUAAUGCAACAACAAAAAAUAUAUAGAUAAGAUAUUUGGCUAAAGAAGUGCCAUUUCCUACCGAUCUCUACAGCUUCUGUCCAAAAACAAAUCCUGUGAAAUGACUUCUACACAUGGAGGAGAUACUGGCUAGCUACAGUGGCUAGCUUAGCUAACAAACUAGCUACGUCGGUCGCAGCGUAAGAACAGAAUGACAACCAAACCACAAGAUGAACAACCAAACCACCAACACCCCAUUUCUGUUUGAAAAUUGAGAAAGAGGCAGGGUUGGACCAUUUUUUUGUGCCCAAUGUCGACCUUUAAAGUUGGUUUUAAUUUGCUAUAUAAACAUUCACUUACGUUUAAUCAAAGUCAGCACUUACAUGCUUGUUCUAGCCUUACAAUUUGGCCUUGACUUCAUUGGUGGACAUCCAUUCAGAAACGUCCAUUAAUUUAAACUAUUUGAAUAUGCAGGAUGCUCAGCCAAUGGCGUCAAACCUAAGCCCAAGCCUGAGAUUUGAUUGGACAGUGAAGAUGGAGGAGGACUAAUGAUCAGUGUGUGGUACUCUGAUGGUUUCUAUCUGAGUAGUGGUAGGAAAACAACAUGAGUAGUGGUAGAAAAACAACAAUUAAUUAUUGGAAUAGGGAACCAAAGCCUCAGAGUUAUAUGUGUUUCACAGACUUGUCAGACAGCUGUGGGGUUGUCAGUGUUCUCAUUCUGCAGCUAAACACACAGGACAUUAGAUGCUAGCUAGCUAGAAUGUUUUCAAUAUUUCAUAAAAUAGCAGUAGGUACGUAUUUCAUUGGGACCUAUGUCUACUGUAAACUUGGGAAGCCUCUCCUCUCUCUGUGAGGGUAUUGUCAGCUCCAGCAGUUCUGCACGUGCCUUAUGUUUGUUUCUUAAACCAUCACAUCUCAUUCUGUGGGAAUUAAAAAUGGCAGAGAAGUCACUGAGAUUGAAACCAAGUACUAAUGAUUGUGCAUUUUCGACACGUGUGUCUUAGCCACCACAACACGGACACUACCUAUGUCCCUUUGCAGCCAUACGUACAAAUGGCCUGAUUCCAUUUCAGGUUCCACGCCCCUUAUGCUCACCCCUGGCUCUUUGGAUUGAACAGAUAAAAGAGCUCUGUUAUGCACUCUAUUAGAGAGAAAGGUGGAUCCAUCACCAUGCAGUCUUUUCAUAUCUGAGCUGUGAGGAGCAGAGGUGGUAGGAGCCAGGGAAAGUGGACUUCAAUCUAAAUGGAACCAGGCCCCCCGGGCUGUGGGCGUGCAGGCUGUGCCAGGGGAGUUCUGUUGGGAACCAUGCUGUCUUACGUAGUUGUUUGCUAUGCAUCAGGUCUGGCCUGAGCUGUCUGAGGAGUCCACCCUUCCACAUAGACAAAUAAGUGUCUUAUUUACCCAAUAAAACAUGCAGUCAUGUAUCCAGAAGUGUGAAUAAUAUCAGUAAUAAUUUGUAAAGCGUUGUGCAGAAAGUGACUAUCAUUUCAUGUCAACUUUAGUGACUGCAGCUCCCUGCAGUGCUGCCUUAAUCAGAAGUCAAGCUCCAGUAGUGAAGUGUUUAUCUGUUGUAAAUAGUCUGUUCUGUUGUGUUCUGCCUGCAUGGAUACAAACUGGCCCCAGCUACAUAUGCUGGCAUAUCCCCUCAGACCAACCUAAGCCCAUCCUAGAACACAGACCCAUCUUAGUCAACAUUAGACAUUAGAACCAGCAAUACCCCUUUAGUCAGUCUCUAUCCAUCAAUUAGAAUUUUCAUCAAACAGUCAUAGCAAGGUUAAGAUCCCAGGACCUGUGCCAGCCUAUGAUAAUGACUCUUGUUGCACUUCAGCCAAGACCAAGAACCCCCAUUGGCUAGCAGCUAAACUCCCCUCAGCCAAUGGGUGCCUAGUGCAGAAGUGUGUGUGUGGGCAUUACCAAACCACGUACUCAGACCACGUGCUCAGAGGGCAUUACCAAACCACGUACUCAGACCACGUGCUCAGAGGGCAUUACCAAAUAUACACCUGUUCUUGUCAGUGUGUGUGUCAGUUCUAGGCCACUUAGAGAGAGCAGAGACUGAACUGGAUCUCAUAACCUUUCACAGGAGGCCUACACCUUUCACAGGAGGCCUGGAUCUCUCUAACCGGGUCUAGGGUCUGGGUGUCUGAGUGUGGUCUAGUGGUAGUCUAGGUUUGGUCUAAGGGGUCUAGAUGUGGUAUAGUUGCGGUCUAAGGGGUCUAAAGACUUCAAGCUUGGCAGCUCAGUAUUCCAUGGUUGGUCUCUGAUGUUGGAGUUAAGCCACUGGGAUCUGUCUGUUUCUCUACCAGCCGAUGUUCCGGUGCCUUCUACAGCUGACUAGUAUUGUCCUGAUCCUCUGCUUAACUACACACAGAGACCGACCGCAUGGUCCAGUACGGUCAAGGUGGGUUUUACAGUCCCUGUUGUGUACUGGAUUCUGUAUUCACUCUGGUCCAACUGUAUGGCUGGUAUGACUACAAGUAGAAGUUGCCCUUAACCACAGAUCCAGGAUCAGAUCACCCAACCCUAAAUCAUAACUUUCAUUAUCAGGGGGAUGAAAGAACAUCUGGUCCUGGAUCAGUGGUUAGGGAAGAGUUCUACCCCUCCACACUCAGACCAGUCUGACUAGUCCAAUACAGCCACUGGAGCUGAAUCAUACUGCAUGCGUCUCAAAUCACUCCCUACACCCUAAGUAGUGUACUACUACAGAAGACUAUAUGGAAAAUAUGGAGUUAUGUGAGAAGCAGCCACGGUCUCUACUAAUAUGUGUAGUCAUUAACAUAUAUGUUAUGUUUCUACGCUAAAAUGUUGUUCAAAGCUGAACAUGCAGAUGAAGCGUCGAUGAGGAAACCAAUAAAUGUACUUUGCAAGAGCACAAAGUGAGCUCUUAACUGUGUUGGCAUAUUUGAGUUUGUAUACAUAGUGUAUGUGAACCUUUUUACUAGAGUGGCUUUUCUUUUAUUUGCAUGCUCCACUUGAUUGUAUUCAUCAAUAUUUUAGACAAGCGGAGAAGUUGAAUUUCAAUUGAAUUUGGAGCAAGACUUGUACAUUGUUUGAUAUGUUUCUUUUUGUAAUGGAUUUUUAAUUCAUAAAGCAUUUUUGUACAUUGUAUGAAUAUAAAAAAUUGCAAAUAUUUGACAUAUAGAAAUAAGUAAAUACUUAGAUGGGCAUGCAUAUGCAUAUAUCCUUCUUAGUAUGUAUGUGUAAAUGUACACAUAUUUUGUAUUUGCCUUUGCUCAUAUACAGAUAUAUGUCAUAUGCAUACAUGCAAUGUAUAUGUAUAUCCAUGUCUGCUGGCAUGCUUCUGGUCAUGUUUACCUAUCAUGAUCUUGUAGUCUAUUUUUUUUAUUUCUUUUCUCUGAGGAAAAGCUUGUUCUUUUGCUACCGUUUUCCUGGCUGGCAGCAUUGGGCACUUAUUAAGAUGAAAUACAGUUGAACUUGUUCAUGUUAUUCAUUGUGUGAAAUAAUAAAUGAAUUUAUUGAAAGCUGA
Salvelinus namaycush (lake trout) is the source of this 5160-nucleotide messenger RNA. RefSeq names its product SET-binding protein-like. Lineage: Eukaryota; Metazoa; Chordata; Actinopteri; Salmoniformes; Salmonidae. The record is from RefSeq and is a predicted model, not a curated record. The transcript has 2 exons. The coding region runs from base 20 to 754 and encodes 244 amino acids.